AUGGCCUCUUCUUCCUCUGCAAAAACCACCUUCACCACCACCACCACCACCACCACCACCACCACCAGAAGAUCACCAUCAUCAUCAACUGCAAGACCCUCUCUUCUUUCCUUCCUCCACAACACUACCCCUUCACUACCCAUCACCUUAAAACUCUCCCAUUCCCCUUCAAAUCCACUACAUUACAAUUCUCCAUAUCACCAUUCCUUAACCAUGACCAAUGCUGUCAAAACCAUCGAAUCGGCUUCAAUAUGUGCUCCAGAUUCUGAUAACCUCCCCUCCUUGAGACCCAAUAUCUUGGUCUCAGAGAAACUUGGAGAAGCAGGACUCCAAGUUCUGCGGAGAUUUGGCAAUGUAGACUGCUGUUAUGAUCUUUCACCUGAGCAACUCUGCGCUAAGAUUGCAUCGUGUGACGCGUUGAUCGUGAGGAGUGGCACCAAGGUGACUAGGGAGGUGUUUGAGGCUGCUAAAGGAAGGCUAAAGGUUGUUGGAAGGGCUGGUGUUGGGAUUGACAAUGUGGAUCUGCCUGCUGCUACUGAAUUUGGUUGCCUUGUUGUUAAUGCACCUACUGCUAAUACUGUCGCAGCUGCGGAGCAUGGGAUCGCUCUGCUUACUGCCAUGACACGAAAUGUAGCGCAAUCAGACGCAUCCAUGAAAGCAGGAAAAUGGGAAAGAAGCAAGUACGUUGGAGUUUCAUUGGUAGGAAAGAAAUUAGCAGUAAUGGGAUUCGGAAAAGUUGGAUCGGAGGUGGCGAGGCGUGCGAAAGGCCUUGGUAUGCAAGUAAUAGCACAUGAUCCAUAUGCUCCAGUUGACAGAGCUCGCGCUGUCGGUGUGGAUUUGGUCUCUUUCGAUCAGGCCAUUGGGACUGCUGAUUUCAUUUCUCUCCAUAUGCCUCUCACUCCUACCACUAACAAGAUUUUCAAUGACGAAACGUUUGCGAAGAUGAAGAAGGGAGUUGGAUUAAUUAAUGUUGCAAGAGGUGGAGUCAUUGAUGAGGAUGCACUGGUAAGAGCUCUUGAUGGUGGAGUAGUUGCUCAGGCAGCACUUGAUGUGUUCACAGAGGAGCCUCCAUCAAAGGAUAGCAAAUUAGUACAGCAUAAGAAUGUCACCGUCACUCCGCAUCUGGGUGCAAGCACAAAGGAAGCACAGGAAGGAGUAGCUAUUGAAAUUGCAGAGGCAGUGGUUGGAGCACUCCAAGGGGAACUUUCUGCAACUGCUGUCAAUGCUCCCAUGGUCCCUGCUGAGGUUCUGUCAGAAUUGGCUCCUUAUGUUGUACUAGCCGAGAAGCUCGGUAGGCUAGCUGUACAACUAGCGAGUGGAGGGAGUGGGAUCAAAUCCGUCAGAGUGGUUUACAAAUCUGCUCGAGACCCAGAUGACUUAGACACGAGAAUUCUCCGAGCAAUGAUAACAAAAGGCAUCAUAGAACCAAUAUCUUCCUCAUUCGUAAACAUAGUAAAUGCAGAUUUCACAGCAAAACAGAAAGGACUCCGCAUUGCAGAGGAACGUAUAGUUGUCGACACAUCCCCUGAGUUUCCCAUUGAUUCAAUCCAAGUCCAAAUAUCGAACGUGGACUCCAAAUUUGCAUCCGCGGUGUCAGAGGACGGGUGGAUAGCCAUUGAAGGGGGAGUGAGAUAUGGGAUACCACACUUGACUUGUGUAGGAAGCUUUAGUGUUGAUGUGAGCUUGGAAGGUAACUUGAUUUUGUGUAGGCAGGUCGAUCAGCCUGGCAUGAUUGGUCAAGUUGGGAACAUACUUGGAAAACAUAACGUGAAUGUGAGCUUUAUGAGUGUUGGAAGAACUGUGCAAAGAAAACAGGCAAUCAUGGCAAUUGGUGUGGAUGAAGAACCAAACAAGGAUACACUUAGUUGUAUAGGCCAUGUUCCUGCCAUUGAAGAGUUUGUGUUUCUGAAGUUAUAGACAUUAUUCACUGAGUGUGAAAGUGGGGAAUAAAUGUAUAGCUGGAUCUUUUAUUUGUAUGUAUCUUCCAGCUAUGUCCAUAGGUAUAGUGGGAUUUUCUACAAUUCCAUGAUUUUUUUUCUUUCUUGUUUUGGUUUUUCUUGUUAUCAUUGUUUUGGUAACUCUUUACUGUUGUAAGGAAUUAAGGAUUGAUUCCUUUGGCCUUGUAUAUGGAAUCAAGUACUUACAAGUUGUGUUUUCUUUUGUUGAUAAUAAGGGCGUUUGAGCU
This is a messenger RNA of Tripterygium wilfordii, 2185 nucleotides long. RefSeq names its product D-3-phosphoglycerate dehydrogenase 2, chloroplastic-like. The transcript is spliced from 4 exons. The coding region runs from base 1 to 1917 and encodes 638 amino acids. Gene Ontology annotation, biological process: L-serine biosynthetic process. Gene Ontology annotation, molecular function: NAD binding; phosphoglycerate dehydrogenase activity. Lineage: Eukaryota; Viridiplantae; Streptophyta; Magnoliopsida; Celastrales; Celastraceae. The record is from RefSeq and is a predicted model, not a curated record.